This is a messenger RNA of Loxodonta africana (African savanna elephant), 8037 nucleotides long. It is a transcript of the gene CASK, whose product is annotated as calcium/calmodulin dependent serine protein kinase. Gene Ontology annotation, biological process: intracellular protein localization; protein phosphorylation; regulation of neurotransmitter secretion. The record is from RefSeq and is a predicted model, not a curated record. The transcript is spliced from 26 exons. Gene Ontology annotation, molecular function: ATP binding; signaling receptor binding; protein kinase activity. Lineage: Eukaryota; Metazoa; Chordata; Mammalia; Proboscidea; Elephantidae. Bases 125 to 2905 code for a protein of 926 amino acids. Gene Ontology annotation, cellular component: basolateral plasma membrane; cell-cell junction; plasma membrane.
CAGCACCGAGGGCUCGCGGGUCCUGAGGGGAGGAGGCGAGUCCGGGGCCGGGCACUGAGCUCUUUGGCGCCCCCACCCCCGUUUUCGGAGUCCUCCACGCUGCGGCCACUGUCCCCUCCGGACCAUGGCCGACGACGACGUGCUGUUCGAGGAUGUGUACGAGCUGUGCGAGGUGAUCGGCAAGGGUCCCUUCAGUGUUGUGCGACGAUGUAUCAACAGAGAAACUGGGCAACAAUUUGCUGUAAAAAUUGUCGAUGUAGCCAAGUUCACAUCAAGUCCAGGGUUAAGUACAGAAGGUAAGAGAUGGAUUUCAAAUCUAAAGCGGGAAGCCAGUAUCUGUCAUAUGCUGAAACAUCCACACAUUGUAGAGUUAUUGGAGACAUAUAGCUCAGAUGGAAUGCUUUACAUGGUUUUUGAAUUUAUGGAUGGAGCAGAUCUGUGUUUUGAAAUCGUAAAACGAGCUGAUGCUGGUUUUGUGUACAGUGAAGCUGUAGCCAGUCAUUACAUGAGACAGAUACUGGAAGCUCUUCGCUACUGUCAUGAUAAUAACAUAAUUCACAGGGAUGUGAAGCCACACUGUGUUCUCCUCGCCUCAAAGGAAAACUCGGCACCUGUUAAACUUGGGGGCUUUGGGGUGGCUAUUCAAUUAGGAGAGUCUGGACUUGUAGCUGGAGGACGCGUUGGAACACCUCAUUUUAUGGCCCCAGAAGUGGUCAAAAGAGAGCCUUAUGGAAAACCUGUAGAUGUCUGGGGUUGUGGCGUGAUCCUUUUUAUUCUGCUAAGUGGUUGUUUGCCUUUUUAUGGAACCAAGGAAAGAUUGUUUGAAGGCAUUAUUAAAGGAAAAUAUAAGAUGAAUCCAAGGCAGUGGAGCCAUAUUUCUGAAAGUGCCAAAGACCUAGUACGUCGUAUGCUGAUGCUGGAUCCCGCUGAAAGAAUCACUGUUUAUGAAGCACUGAAUCACCCAUGGCUUAAGGAGCGAGAUCGUUAUGCCUACAAGAUUCAUCUUCCAGAAACAGUAGAGCAACUGAGGAAAUUCAAUGCAAGGAGGAAACUAAAGGGUGCAGUACUAGCAGCCGUGUCAAGUCACAAAUUCAACUCAUUCUACGGGGAUCCCCCUGAAGAGUUGCCAGAUUUCUCUGAAGACCCUACCUCCUCAGGAGCAGUCUCACAGGUGCUGGACAGCCUGGAAGAAAUUCAUGCACUUACAGACUGCAGUGAGAAGGACUUAGAUUUUCUACACAGUGUUUUCCAGGAUCAGCAUCUUCACACACUACUAGAUCUUUAUGACAAAAUUAACACAAAGUCUUCACCACAAAUCAGGAAUCCUCCAAGUGAUGCAGUACAGAGAGCCAAAGAGGUAUUGGAAGAAAUUUCAUGUUACCCUGAGAAUAAUGAUGCAAAGGAACUAAAGCGUAUUUUAACACAACCUCAUUUCAUGGCCUUACUUCAGACUCACGACGUAGUGGCACAUGAAGUUUACAGUGACGAAGCAUUGAGGGUCACACCUCCUCCCACCUCUCCCUAUUUAAACGGUGAUUCUCCAGAAAGCGCUAACGGAGACAUGGAUAUGGAGAAUGUGACCAGAGUUCGACUGGUACAGUUCCAAAAGAACACAGAUGAACCAAUGGGAAUCACUCUAAAGAUGAAUGAACUAAACCACUGUAUUGUUGCAAGAAUUAUGCAUGGGGGCAUGAUUCACAGGCAAGGUACACUUCAUGUUGGUGAUGAAAUUCGAGAAAUCAAUGGCAUCAGUGUAGCUAACCAAACAGUGGAACAGCUGCAAAAAAUGCUUAGGGAAAUGCGGGGGAGCAUUACCUUCAAGAUUGUGCCAAGUUACCGCACUCAGUCUUCAUCCUGUGAGAGAGAUUCCCCCUCCACUUCCAGACAGUCCCCAGCUAAUGGUCAUAGCAGCACUAACAAUUCUGUUUCGGACUUGCCAUCAACUACCCAACCAAAAGGACGACAGAUCUAUGUAAGAGCACAAUUUGAAUAUGAUCCAGCCAAGGAUGACCUUAUCCCCUGCAAAGAAGCUGGUAUUCGAUUCAGAGUUGGUGACAUUAUCCAGAUUAUUAGUAAGGAUGAUCACAAUUGGUGGCAGGGUAAACUGGAAAACUCCAAAAAUGGAACUGCAGGUCUCAUUCCCUCUCCUGAACUUCAGGAAUGGCGAGUAGCUUGCAUUGCCAUGGAGAAGACCAAGCAGGAGCAGCAGGCCAGCUGUACCUGGUUUGGCAAGAAAAAGAAGCAGUACAAAGAUAAAUAUCUGGCAAAGCACAAUGCAGUGUUUGAUCAAUUAGAUCUUGUUACAUAUGAAGAAGUAGUAAAACUGCCAGCAUUCAAAAGGAAAACACUAGUCUUAUUAGGUGCACAUGGUGUUGGAAGAAGACACAUAAAAAACACCCUCAUUACUAAGCACCCGGACCGAUUUGCGUAUCCUAUUCCACAUACAACCAGACCUCCAAAGAAAGAUGAAGAAAAUGGAAAGAAUUAUUACUUUGUAUCCCAUGACCAAAUGAUGCAAGACAUCUCUAAUAAUGAGUACUUGGAGUACGGCAGCCAUGAAGAUGCGAUGUAUGGGACAAAACUGGAGACCAUCCGGAAGAUCCACGAGCAGGGGCUGAUUGCAAUACUGGAUGUGGAGCCUCAGGCACUGAAGGUCCUGCGAACUGCAGAGUUUGCUCCUUUUGUCGUUUUUAUUGCCGCACCUACUAUUACUCCAGGUUUAAAUGAGGAUGAAUCUCUUCAGCGUCUGCAGAAGGAGUCUGAUAUCUUACAGAGAACAUAUGCACACUACUUUGAUCUCACAAUUAUCAACAAUGAAAUUGACGAAACAAUCAGACAUCUGGAGGAAGCCAUUGAGCUCGUGUGCACAGCCCCACAGUGGGUCCCCGUCUCCUGGGUCUAUUAGGCCUUUCCCCAGAUAUCUGAUGCAUAACUGGGAACCACCUCAUACAUGGAAAAGCCUCUUUGUUAUCGGCCUUGUGUCAGCAGGUCGUGGUCCCUAGAGACUACCUAGUUGUAGUGUGACCUACAUUUAUAAUUAUUGUCAUGUCCGAAUAGAUAGGAGGAGAAAAUCAAUCACACACUAAUUUAAAGAGACAGUAUCUUUUUUAAUCAGUUCUCCUAAACUUUAAUAAAAUGUAUCUUUAAAUGUAUGUAUUAUUCAAUCCUUUGGAAUGUUAUAUUUUUGGAAAUCAUAGCUUUUUAUUUCCAAGGCCCCUAAAAACUGCACAAAAUAGAUGCUGCUUUCUAUAAUCUAUUUUAAUAAUAAUAAAAAAAUGACUCUGUUACCUUGAUUGGGGGUGGAACACUACAUUCUUUUUAGAGUCUGAUUUUAUGGAUUGGAGUAUCAUUCUUUCCUUUAUUUAUUUGAAAUAAUUAGUCUAGUGAUUACAAAACAGUCAUAAAUUUUUAAAGGCCUUUUUUCUCUCUUUUUUUCUUUUUAGAGUAGUAUUUUUUUUUAAGUCCUUUUAUGUAACAUCCAGAUAAUGUGAUACUGUCUCUUUGAAGCACCCUGUAAACCUUUUAGAGAUUUGAAGUUGGGUCUUGACUCUUAAUGCAUGUGGACAGUCGCGAGCGUUUAUGCUGUCGGUGUGUCUGUGUUGGACAAAAACAAUCUGUAAUCUAUACAGCAAAGUACAUUCCGUUCAUGGGGCACACCCAGGGGAAUAAGAAUAAAAUGCUAUUAUGACUAAGUUGUAAACCUAUGCACAUCCCUUGCAUUUCGGGCAACUUUAUAAAAAAAAAAAAAAAGAAACUGAUUUUUAUUAAUAAUAAUCAUGUAGUGAAAUGUGUUUGUAAUUUUGUCUCAAUUUAAUUUGUUGUAAGGUGGGAGGGGGACUUGCUGGUUUCACCAUUUCAGAUCUGUGUUGUCUGAGAGUAUUAAGGUUUUAAUUAAGCAAAGCAAUGAGGAUUUUAAUAUGUAUGUAAUUGUUUUAAAGCACCCAUUUUAAGAGAAAAUACUGUGCAAUGAAGAAACCAGUUUAGGCGUUUGCUAUAAACUGAAUUAUUCCAAAAGAAUAAUCUAUAACAGCCCUGUAAAUUCCUUUAAAGUGAUAACUAACAGGACGGUUUGACCAAACUUUUUUUUUUUAAAUAUACUUCAUUUUAUGUGUUCAAUAAUUAAAUGCCUUUGGGUCCUUCAUUUCAUUAUAGACUUGUUCAGUUUUACAAGCUGAUAAUCUUUUAGGUUUUAUAGUUCAUUUGAUGCUCAUUGAACCAUCAGAAAGCCCAGGAGUGAAUGUCAGUUGGCAGGGCAGCAAAAUAACCUGAGAGAGUGCAGCCUGGACCACGGCUGACUCCCAGAGAGUGUGUGCCCAAGAGCCAUGGCGGCCAUGGAUGUACCGGAGGCCAUCUGUGGUUUCUACUUCCUCUUGCUAUAUCCCUUGGCACAGGAGAAUAGUCUUUCCUUGUUGGUUUAGAUACAUCAACCAUCUCACCACCCUUCCAUGAGGUCCCACUCUUUUAAUAUGGGAGAUUAGGGCUUGGGAUUUUCAACUCUUUGCCAGAGGUCCAGUCAAAUGUUUUUCAUUAGAGUUUGCGAGUGUGAAGUUGUCAUAGUAACCUAUGAUUCUUGAAAAAAAAAACAUCAUUUUUUCUUCUUAUACAUUAGAUGGCUUCAGUCACUUUGUGCCUUGGCAGGAUGUGCAGGGUGUGUUCUGAGCUAAACAGCUCCUCUUAAAGGACCAAACAGAGAAGGCAUUUGUAUACUCCUUUUAUGUUGUCAACCCCCCACCUACUAUCAUUAAACAAUGCUAAUUUUUUUUCUGAUGUUGUCCUUUGUCAGUGGCAAGAUGAGUCUGCAACUUACUAACAAGGUGUUGAGUGAACUACUUCUCUCUGGGCCCCACAGCAGGAUGACCAAACAACCAAACCAGAGACAAGCUCAACAGAGGUCUAACCCUGGAUGGAGAGAGGGAUUUAAAUCUAAUUGAUGCCAAGGCAAGACAGUCAUUCCCGUAAUGGUACUGACCACAAUCCGGGCUCUUUUCAGUAUCGAAGUGCCCACUCUACCUCUUUUCCACUGAAGCACAAAGAAUACAACUAACACAUGGGAAACAGAAGCUUCCCUUCCUCUGGUAGAAAAACCCAUGCCCCUGCUUGCCCUUUGAGACCAGAUCUCCAGAAAUGGUGAUGAUGCCUACCUUAUCCCAUCCGCCAUGUUCAUAAAGGUGAGUUAAGCCAAGGAGGAGAAAAACGAUACCAAUUUAAAUGUACGUGACCCCAGAAUUCCGAAGCAUGCCCUCUUAGUCUCUUUCUGCAUCCUCUGAGAAGCACACAGGUAGCCAUUGUUCUUGCCAUUGUGCACCUGGAGAGAUGCCUGCGACCAGAAUUCCUGUCAGAGUUCUCUAAGAUGCCAUUCCACUAAUAGGCAUCUUCUCGAAAACAGUGUCUUUAUGACCUGGCAGAAAAUACUUAAAUUUCUAAAUUCAGAGUAAUUUCAGUACAUUGCUGCUGCUGCUGCUGCUACAUUGCAAUUGUCCAGUAAGCAAUCAGAGAAAAUUGCUAAAAGCUUCUUUACUGCUUCCAUUCCAUCAGCAAAACCAUUUUUUUUUUCUUUUUAAAGACCAGAGCAAAUGAUUAGAUUAUUAAAUCUUAUCAGCGGCCCAUUGAAGUGUUGAAGAGCUAUAUUCUGAGGUUCCCUACCCCACCCAAUCCCACUCCCACAGCAAAAUAGGGAGGUGUUUUUAUACGUGGAAUUCUUUGUUAAAGAGAGGAAAUGUCCUAGUUUUCUAGUCAUCCAGCGUAUUCAAUCUUAACACUAAAAAGGAAAACGUUGCUCAACUUAAUUCAUCUGUAAGUUUCCCUGUGUCAAGAUAAUAUUGUAGCCUCUUAAAAUGCAAUUUGCAAUUAAAUAUAUCUGCUGUCAGAUGAGACGGUUUAAAAUAUUUGCUCAGAAAGGAAAAGAAAUGGUGACCUACUUCUCGCUUUUUUGCAUUCAGAAGACACUGGCGGCAGACUAUGUAAAGAAGCUGCAAUGUUCCUCACUGCAUGAAGGAUUGCAGAGUGUUCCUUCCUCCUUUUUAAUUCCACUUCACUCGGCUGGGGCCCGGCGGCCAGGGGCCAGCCUUCCUCUAGUCAGGCAGGCCUGGAAUCUACAGCACUAUUCCCUCAUUAAAGCCUUUGGUCUCCUCGCUGCAGCUUUUGUUUUUUUAACCACUUGCAAGUAUCUGUUCCCUGAGGCUUUGAGCUCAUCCUUUGAAAAAGUUGAGUCAACUGAGCAACCAGGCAACUGAACAGUGACCAUGCCCAGAGGAAACAGACCCUAGAGAAACUGCCCCUUAAGGACAAGGCAGCCACAAGCAAAAGCUCUUGUGUCUCCCACCCAUGUGAUGUCCUUUUUUUUCAUUCCAGGUCAAUGACUUGGGGCAAAGAGAACCCGCUGCUAAAGCUAGCAAGAAAACUGUGUGAUAGAUAAAUUCUUAAUAGAAAUGCCGUCCACACAUUGUCUCCUUGGAAAGAGGAGAAGACACCUUGCAAUCGGUAUUCCAAAAGCCAACCCCUUCCUUCCAGGCCUCACUCCUCCCCCUUCCUGUCUUCCAUCAUCAAAUUGGGGUUUCUCAGAACUGAACAUAGCCUCCUAAUUCCAUCCUCUUUACAAGGGCUUACAAUCCUGAGGCUGGUUACGGCAAGUUCUUUUCGUUCUGCUCUUCAAACUAGUUUUCCUCUUAGAAAGAUUGUUUGCUUCUCACUGCAGCUUACAGAAGGGUUACAAGCUUGAAUCCUAAAUCAUUUUAUCUUGUAGACGUUUUCCUUUCCUUAUUCCUUUAGAAAUAAGAUUUUCCUCUCUUUUUGGCAUCUACCGUUACAAGAAGACUCUUGUUAGGCUUCAUGCUUGAUUCGUUUUGUUCAUGCACUCACAAAUCAGUUUGCCUUAAAUGUGGAGAUACUAGAAAUCUCAGAUUUUCCAGCUCUAGUGAGUAAAUUUAGAUGUCACGUACACCAGGUAAUGGACAAAAGGGAGAAGGAGAGUUACGCUCAACAGUCAACAUCCCUCUUCCCAUCUGGUCUUUUCGCUGCCACUCUUCUACAGCAGAAGUCGGGCAGACACAGCCCCCAGGAAUAGCAGUAGGCAGAGGGCUGUACCAUCUCUAGGGCAGGCAGUACCCAAGUCUUAGCUCUUCAGGGGUAUGGUACAUCCUGAGUUCCCACCACCUCUCACCUGACACCCCAUCAACUAUCUUGAGCCUGUGCAAAUGGACCGAGCAAAAGAAAAUGGAAAGACAUGUUUGUCAUCACACAGGAGACUUUGUUUCAGACCCCAAGCACAACUCCAUUAUCUGUAUGCUUAGCAACUUGGGGCUUUGUUCCCUUCCCACUCGAGCAUUAGCUCCAGUCUCUCUGGUGUGCGACCGAGGCCACCUGCCAGUGUUUUCACUGAGUCUUAAAUCAUGUAGGCCUGGGGGUGACCAUCUCUGGACCCAGAGGAAGUACAAUCUCUAGAAGGAGUUCUGCUUGGGAGUAGAAAUAGGAAUUCCUCCACAGUGAGUGGCCCCAACUAUUUUUUUUCCUUUUUUAUUUUUUUUAAGAGACAUAGAACUGGGGAAAUUUACUUACAAUCUCAGCUGUCUCCAGAAGGUCAUCCAGGCAGGUGGGCAGUGGGCUGCUGGGUGCCACAGGCAGGAUGACAGAUGCGAAGGCCGCACAAUCCUCAAGUGCUGAGGCCAGAGCAUCGUGUUUAAUUGCUGUGUGUAGGCACGUCACCAUUCAAACUCAGUUCUGGGGCUGCUUUCCAUAAGAUUUUGCCAACGUGUUCUUUUUUCUGUAUGUAUUCUUGCCUUUUUAUAAAAGGUUUUGAAGUAAUGUCUCAGUGAUUAAAAAGAGAGAGAGCUGUGAAUGGUUAUUGUGUAUCUCACCGUAUCCAAUUGUAAGUAUUUGCAGGGUACAGCAGAGCCUUAGAGUGCAAUAGCGUCCAUGCAGGAGAUGUCCUUCAGCAUCCAGGAGAUGAAGGAAUUUGAAAGGUUCGGAUUCUUUGUAAAUGUCCUGGUUUUCUUUUUCUGUGUGUAUCUAUUUACAUGCCUUAGCACACACCCCUCCCUU